This is a messenger RNA of Epithele typhae, 1224 nucleotides long. RefSeq lists its product as uncharacterized. Bases 1 to 1224 code for a protein of 407 amino acids. Lineage: Eukaryota; Fungi; Basidiomycota; Agaricomycetes; Polyporales; Epitheliaceae. The record is from RefSeq and is a predicted model, not a curated record. Gene Ontology annotation, molecular function: protein-macromolecule adaptor activity; ubiquitin protein ligase binding. Gene Ontology annotation, biological process: ubiquitin-dependent endocytosis. Gene Ontology annotation, cellular component: cytosol; plasma membrane; cytoplasm. The transcript has 5 exons.
AUGACCACCCGCGCGAUGUUUUCCAAGCGUAGCCACUCGUCCAAGGCCAUCGAGCUUCAGGUUCCGCCGGGAAUAUACCUGUCUGGAACCACCAUCACUGGGCAGGUCAACAUCAACCUCCGUCUUGUCCAUGAAGAGGACAUAGAUGCGGCCGAGGUCCGCUUAUAUGGCUACGCAAACACCUGUUACGACAGCAGGGUGCUCGUGCGCGAAACCACCACACUGUGGACGCGUGGAUCAAGCAUAUACCCUCUCCCAGGCUCUGAUAUUCUGUCCAUGCCCUUUUCGUUCACUCUUCCCGACAAGCUUCCACCCUCAUUUCAAGUUCAAGGGCUGGAGUACAGUGCCACUGUCCGAUACUCGCUCACUGCGGUCGGCUUGUCGCGCCAGGGCCUUCUCAACGUCAACAAGCAGCACUGCGUCCCGCUGACUGUCGUCCCGAAAGACGACUUCGGGACCUCUCUCAUUCAAGGUUGGGUCGCACAAGGAUGGCAGACCUUCUCCAAAGAGGAGCGCAUUCGCAAAGGCCUCUGGGGCGAAUAUUCUACCGUCUUUGUCCAGCUCGACCUCCCGAACCGCAUAUUGCCGCUCUCGUCAACGCUUCCAUACGUCAUCACUAUCACGACCACCUCUUCGCCGCUCACGCGCACCCAAGCUGCCACGCACCCGCCCGCGUUCCCGCUGAUGCCCACAUCUGCAGACGCGCUCCAUUUCACGCUCGGACGCCGUCUGGUCAUAUGCGCGCCGCACAACUCGACACGUUCGUACAAGGAAAUCGAGGCAUUCCUGGGACCGAAAGCAACCACAGCCGUCACUGGCAAGGCACGACCGCUUGUCAGGGGCAGCAUCGACAACGGCAAGUGGGUGCCCCACGACGGGCACAGCGUGAGCACAGAUGAGUCGGACCGGCGGAUGGGCGCGUGGGUGCAGCGCGUGGUGUUCGAGUCGACGUUCACCCUCGACUGCUCGCCGUCGUUCGCGCUGCCGGGUCUGAUCGAGUGCGCGUAUGAGUUCGUGGUUACUGUACCGUUCCCUGGGCUGAGGAACGAUGUCCGACUGGCGGUGCCAGUGACAGUUACUUCCGGCAUCUGGACGACGGGGUCGCAAGACGUGCCACCUCCUGGUGUUGCUACGUCGGAAGUUCUACCACUCGACAUCCCACCUGCGUACUGGGAUAUGAAUUACCCUGGAAGAUUGAACGAUGACGAGAAGUCUGGCAACUAA